AUCCGCUGUCACGAACCAUCUGCAAGCGGUUUGCAGCUCACUUUCUCCAGACUUUCCAUGCUUCCAAAGUCUCCACCAGGACGACUAGUCGCGAAUCCCACGUCCCUGUCUUCGGUUCACUGUCAGCGUCGUGACAUGGCGACAUACCACAGAUGCUUGUUAGUGUAGCAAAGGCUCGAAUGUAUAAACGCGAUAUAACUUAACUCUCGCCCACACCCCGAAACCACUAUGACCGGCCUUGGCUCCGUGGACCAGUUCGAGCUCAUCCUCGGUGAUCAUUAGCUAUGAUGGGUAUCAAAUCGGUAACACAGCACUUCAACAAGAGGCUCUUUGCCUCUGUGUUCCUGAUCGCCGUAUCGCAGUUCAACUAUGGCUUCGACAACCAGGCCUUCACCUCGACGCAGGCCAUGGAUGCCUUUGAGAGGCAAUUUGGCGAGUACGACGACGCGACAAGGCAAUGGAAAAUUCCGACGUACUUUUUGUCGUUGCUGAAUAGUCUGAAUUACAUUGGCUUCGCUGCUGGCCUCGUAAUUGGAAGUCUGACCAGCGCACGCUUCGGUCGUCGCACGACUAUGAUCGUGAUGAGCGUCUACGCCCUUAUUAGUGCCACGGUUGUAGUCACAUCCACGACUAAGGAACAAAUUCUCGUAGGCAGAAUCCUAAACUAUGUCUACGUUGGAUUCGAACUGGCUGUGGUCCCCGUAUACCAGUCAGAAAUCGUCCCGGCUCCGGUUCGAGGAAUGGUCGUUGGAACAUAUCAACUCUCCAUUGGCCUCGGUGGCCUCGUCAUUAACUCCAUCUGCCGCGGAACAUCAGGUUUCCAAGACAGCCGUGCCUAUAAGAUUCCCUUCGGUCUCUUCUACGUUAUCCCAUCAAUCGUGCUAGCCUUGGUCUGGUUCAUACCAGAGUCUCCCCGCUGGCUCCUCCUUCGAGACCGCGUAGAGGAAGCGAGAAAAGCCCACCACCUCCUCCGCGAAGGGACCAUGUCCGACGAUGACAUUGCCCACGAAUUCUCUAAGAUCCAACAAUCCCUCCUCGAUGAGCCCGAGCAGGGCCGAACAAAGGAGCUCUUCCAAGGCGUGAACCGGAAGCGCACCGCCAUCGCCGUCGGCAUGUCCUUCUUCCAGCAGGCGACUGGCCAGGCUUUCGCAUCGCAGUAUGGCGCUGUCUGGGUCAAGUCACUCGGCACGCUGAACCCGUUCGAUGUCACGCUGGGGUCGUCGGCGCUGACGACUGGAUUGAUUAUUACAUGUUUAUUCUUGACGGAUCGGAUUGGACGACGCAAAAUCCUACUUGUUGGUGCUGCGGUUCAGACAGUUGCACUAUACACAAUGGCUGGCCUCGGCGUACCAAGGCCCGUCCCCAACGCCAAUAAGUCAGGCAUGGUCGGCAUGCUCCUCCUAUUCGGCGCCGGCUUCGGUCUCGGAUGGGGCCCCCUAACCUACGUAGUCGUAACCGAAGUCCCAGCCCUCCGCCUCCGCGAUCGCUCCCAGCGCGUCUCCUCCCUCGUCAACAUCUUCAUGAACUUCCUCGUCAACUUCACCCUACCCUACCUCCUCAACGCGCCCUACGCCGCGCUACAAAGCAAAGUCGGCUUCAUCUUUGGCAGCAUCGCCGUCUUCUCGGCAUUGUUUGUCUUCUUCUGCGUGCCAGAGUGUAAGGGGAGGAGCCUCGAGGAGAUUGAUCGCAUAUUCCACGAUGGCGUGCCGGUGAGGCACUUUGGGGACUAUCCGAGGUCCGAGGUACAGAUCAACCCGGGUAAGGUCGUUGAUGAGGAAGAGACUGGUGAUCGGCUUGCACCAGAAGAGGUCAAGUGAAAUGGUCGCAGUCAGAAGUUGAGGAUCAGGAUGGAUUGAGAAGCCCACCGGCAGCCCUCGACUCGAAAACUCGACUUAGAUUCCGAGUCGAUGGCGUGACGAGUAUUCCUCGCAUGGAAGU
Messenger RNA from Colletotrichum acutatum, 1938 nucleotides. RefSeq names its product sugar transporter. Gene Ontology annotation, cellular component: membrane. Bases 285 to 1817 code for a protein of 510 amino acids. NCBI's taxonomy places the organism in Eukaryota, Fungi, Ascomycota, Sordariomycetes, Glomerellales, Glomerellaceae. Gene Ontology annotation, molecular function: carbohydrate:proton symporter activity. The record is from RefSeq and is a predicted model, not a curated record. Gene Ontology annotation, biological process: transmembrane transport; carbohydrate transport. The transcript is spliced from 7 exons.